Molecule: messenger RNA, 162 nt
Organism: Haemonchus placei
Lineage: Eukaryota; Metazoa; Nematoda; Chromadorea; Rhabditida; Trichostrongylidae
Source: the annotation of a GenBank genome assembly
AUGAUCAGUUAUGUUUUAUUUUCAGUCGUGCCCGUACAGCAUACGGAUCGAUGUAGCACAUCUCUAGGAGCUCUGACACAUCUGGCAGGAGCUGAAAUACACGUAAGAUUCAUAAUUAGGUUGAGUUUGGCAGUAGUUAUUACCUGGGCACGUGGUGGUUGA